Nerophis lumbriciformis (worm pipefish) is the source of this 1191-nucleotide messenger RNA. The record is from RefSeq and is a predicted model, not a curated record. Lineage: Eukaryota; Metazoa; Chordata; Actinopteri; Syngnathiformes; Syngnathidae.
AUGAACAAGAACCACCGAGUGCCGAGCAGCCGUUCUCUGAGUGCCGUGGAGGUGAAGAGUAAGUUUGGUGCUGAGUUCCGUCGCUUCUCUCUGGAUCGCUCAAAGCCAGGCCGGUUUGAUGAGUUCUACGGCCUCCUGCAACACGUGCAUCGCAUUCCAAAUGUGGAUUUGCUGGUGGGCUACGCUGAUGUGCAUGGUGACCUGCUGCCCAUUAACAAUGAUGACAACUACCACAAGGCUAUCUCCACAGCCAGCCCACUCCUCAGACUCUUCCUGCAGAGGAAAGAGGAAGCAGAUUAUACAACCUUUGGUACCGAUUCGUUGACAAGAAAGAAAAACACGGUACUUUCAGCAGUUCUUCUCCGACCCGACGCCAACAGGAAGAAGCCCCCUGUUAUCAUUAGUUUUCCGAGGGACUUCCGUCCCGUUUCGUCCAUCAUUGAUGUUGACAUCCUCCCUGAGACGCACAGACGCGUACGCCUGUACAAGCACGGCCAGGAAAAGCCUCUGGGCUUCUACAUCCGAGACGGCUCCAGCGUGCGGGUCACACCGCAGGGCUUGGAGAAGGUCCCCGCCAUUUUUAUAUCCAGGAUGGUUCCUGGCGGCCUGGCGGAAAGCACUGGUCUCCUGGCGGUGAAUGACGAGGUGUUAGAGGUGAACGGUAUCGAAGUGGCCGGUAAGUCUCUGGACCAGGUGACUGAUAUGAUGAUAGCUAACAGCCACAACCUCAUCAUCACCGUGAAGCCGGCCAACCAGCGGAACAACGUCGUCCGCGGCGGUGGAGCGGCGUCUGGUAGCUCGGGUCGCUCCUCGGACAGCGGGGCCAGCUACUACGGUUACUCGUCGUCAGCUGGGCUCGCCGCAAGCUCCUCCGCCCCCUCGCACAUUAUACAAAACUUCCCCGUUGGGGAGCUCGACAGCGACGAGGACGAUGAGGACCUUGUAAUCGAGGCGGGGGGUGACAACCUACCCGUUAGCCGAACGCCGUCCACCUACAGCAUGUCCAUUCUGCCUCGCUAUGAGCCGCACCUCAACCUGCGCACGUCCGGCUCGCCGCCCCCCCCGGUGGUCAACGGCAUCGCAAUGAACCGCGGGAGCAGCAGCUCACUGAGCAAGGCCGGGUCCUCCACGUCUUCACCUGACAGAGGGAGGCGGAGUCUCGAAGAGGAUGGGACUGUAAUAACACUGUAG